This is a messenger RNA of Drosophila pseudoobscura, 1132 nucleotides long. RefSeq lists its product as uncharacterized. The coding region runs from base 112 to 1068 and encodes 318 amino acids. The record is from RefSeq and is a predicted model, not a curated record. The transcript is spliced from 3 exons. Lineage: Eukaryota; Metazoa; Arthropoda; Insecta; Diptera; Drosophilidae. Gene Ontology annotation, cellular component: nucleus; chromatin. Gene Ontology annotation, biological process: chromatin remodeling; regulation of DNA-templated transcription.
AGCCUGCUGUCAAUUAGGUUUUUCAUUGUUUAAAAUCAAGUCAACUUGGACGUUAACAGCUUUAACAAGAUUACCGCCCCAUAGGCCCUAAGGUGAUACCAGAACCCAACUAUGAACUGCGACAAGUCUGCAAAAGAGCACCAAAAGAUGGAGCUGGAGGUGAUGCCGAAACCAGACAGAAUGGGGCGCCACACCAAUAAACUUCAUUGGUUUAAGAAUUUUGUGAUUGCGAAAAUUGUGGACAAAACGUACGCAUCGGUCUUUUUGCAGCCCAUCCAGAAUCCGAAAUACUAUGAGAUGAUCAAGAAUCCGAUGGAUAUUGGCAGUAUUAUAAAGAGAAUCGAAAAUCGGUACUACCGGAGUUAUGCAGAGGCUGUCAAAGACUUUCGAAUUAUGUUGGAAAAUUGUUUCCAAUUCUUCGGACCCGAUGACCCGGUGUACCUAAACGGCAUGCAAACGGCUAAUCAUUUCUUGGAGAUCAUGGAAAAUCGGCCCAAGGGACCGGAGAUUCGAUCCACCACGAAUCCCCGUAGCGCCACUCUGGAAAUGGAGUGCCGCAAGGUCGCCAAGAAGAGGGCCGCGGAACCGGAAGUAUGGCAGAGCCAGUGCUGGGCGCGGUUGAGCAAGCUUCGCGACCUCACCAAGAAACUGGACAUGCCAUUUGCUUUCUUUUUGGUCCUCAAGAAGUGUGACGUUCUGGAAACGGAACUGUCUCAGGGUCACUUUGCGAACCAAAAGCAGUUCACCGAAGAAUUACAGCGCAGCUUCAACGGUUUCUGCAACUCAGCCAUUCAACACAUACUGACCCAGGGGUUAGCGUGCAUGGACUCUCCCGAGACGCCACGCUCUGAAGAUCCAGAGGACAAUUACGUCAAUUCUUCGGUUGGCAGCUGCAGCCCAGACUCUAGCUCCAGCUGGGACUCUUACAAAGGAUCGCCAGCCAAGAGUGCUAAAUCCAAUAUCUCAAGCUCUAGCUUCAUCUACGGCAGCUCCAGCUCAUACUCUGACUCUAGCGACUUCUCUUUCUGUUCCUCUAGCAAUGAGCUCUCAGGCGACUCCUCGGAUUAGCAAUAAUACCAGAAAGGAGUACAAAUAUUUUCUAUAUAAACAAAUAAAAUGUUCCACAAAGAGA